UGUUUUGAGUGUGGUCUCUGCGAAGAUUUCCUCAAGUUGACGCUGCAUUUUUUUUGUUUAUUCUUCUACAACGAUGCACCGUUGAUAAGAGUUACGGAUGAAGUAGUAGAUCAAAUACAAGGGUAAAUAUAGAAAGUCACGUUACUUUUCCAAAGAAAAAUAUAUCCACUAUGACUUCUGAAGGACCUCCGCUUCGUUCCCAUCCAAGCUCAGAACUAGAUUACUUUGACAUCGACGACAUACUGGCCACACAAGGAAGAAUUCCUAGUAAACUAGAAGCACAAGUUUAUAAUCUGGGUUUCUUAGAUCCUAGUUCCGAAGGAAAUGAUCUCCAGGCUGGAGCAAAACUCGAGCUUCCAUUUUGGCUGGCGAAAGAACUUUGCAACAGGAGAAGAAAAAUAGUCUCAGUGGACAUUCCUAAAGCUUACAAAGACGGCUACCGAGAGAUUUUCAAAGCUGAUGCUAGUGUUGUGGAUCUUCAUCGACUAGGGCCGUAUUUUUAUGAGUUUGGAACAAAGUUGCUGCUUUUUGAUUUUGAAGAAAAUUCCCAAAUGGCUUCUUCCAUGCAGGAGACUUUCAUGAAGAGAUUUAGAAAAAUAAUGGAUUCUUCUCAGAACUCUGCAAAUGAGGAUACCUCCUUGUUAACAAACAAGCUGGAUCACAUUGAAAGACAGGUGUUCUCUGCUGGACGCAAGGGAGUGAAAGAAUUUCUUCAGUGGGAGGCUGGCAGAACAUCCAAACUUAUGACGUCAGAGACUGUUGUCAACCAUAAAAAACGCAAAAGGUCUAUGAUUGAGUAAAUUUCACACCAGGCUGGGUCAACACAGAGGUUUGGAAAACGCUUUAGGUUUUUUGUGUUAUUGAUUGCACAGUGGCUUUUGUAACUUACAGGGCUCGACACUAACGGUAGGCAACAUGCCACAGACUAGUAGAAAUUCAGUUUUGGCUAGUGGUCUUCGAUUUCUACCAGCCAAUUUGGCUAGUAAACAAACUGAAAUUGUUGUAACAUCUAAGCUGUCACUAGCCACUUGGCUAGUAAGUUGAAAAGUUAGUGUCGAGCCCAGAAUUAGAAGAGAGGUAUGCCAGUGAGAGCAUUUUUUUAUAUCCCUCUCUAAAGAUUAUCUCUGAAAUUGAUUCUGACUGGAAGAAUUUGGUUUAUUAUAAGAUGAGGUCCAUAAGCUGAUAGGUUUUUUUGUUCCUGUCACCUGUUAAUUGGAUUAAGUAUUACUGCGGUCAGGAGAAGUUCUAUGUCAUUUAAGUCUGGGGGGUAAAUGGUUGACCUAUGUCCAAUCCUUUCCAUGCUCUGUUCUGUCCUCAACUUUUUCUCAAAAUGAGUCCCCCAAUUUAUUUUUUGCAAUCUUCUAGAUUUUACAUACCUUGUUCAUUAUUUCCCUCACUUUUCUUAAAGUAAUUUGCAGUUUGAAUUAAAAAAAUGACUCAAUAACAUACUUUUUUGGCCAAACACAUCUUAAGAAAUUACCUAUCACCUGUAGAUUCAUUAUAACUACAUUUGA
Stylophora pistillata is the source of this 1514-nucleotide messenger RNA. RefSeq names its product DNA replication complex GINS protein PSF3. Lineage: Eukaryota; Metazoa; Cnidaria; Anthozoa; Scleractinia; Pocilloporidae. Gene Ontology annotation, cellular component: GINS complex. The record is from RefSeq and is a predicted model, not a curated record. Gene Ontology annotation, biological process: mitotic DNA replication initiation.